Messenger RNA from Trametes versicolor FP-101664 SS1, 508 nucleotides. RefSeq names its product mitochondrial 37S ribosomal protein RSM27. Bases 49 to 369 code for a protein of 106 amino acids. Lineage: Eukaryota; Fungi; Basidiomycota; Agaricomycetes; Polyporales; Polyporaceae. The record is from RefSeq and is a predicted model, not a curated record. Gene Ontology annotation, cellular component: mitochondrion. The transcript is spliced from 2 exons.
CUCAUACUCGGCGUCCAGCACUUCGCGCCGGGUGGACUCAUAACAACAAUGGCCGCCGUCGUUCCCUCGCGCUUGGCAGCGCUCAACCGCCUACGCUGCGAGAUCUUCCAGACUUCGUAUAACCCUACGUCCGUCCGUACGGGAGCAAAGUACCUGCGCGCACGUCUGCGCGGUCCGUCCAUGGUCCAGUACUACCCCGAGGAGCUCACGGUCGCGAAGUUCAACCGCAUGCCUGGAGCAUUCAAAAUCCAGGACUGGGCGGAGUACCAGCGCCUUGCGGACGUGGAGGAGAAGAAGCGGAGAGGAAAGGGUGCGCCGAAGAAGGCGAAGACGCAAGCCGACAGUCGGAGGAUGUCUCGCAAGCGGUAGUCUGCACUCUUCGCGCACCACCGUCUACCAGCUACAUACAUUUCGUCUUAAUGCUGCAUCACCGUGUUCCGCUCUGCCUGAAAUCUGCACACUGCCAUCUGGAUUCUAUGGCGACCCUCUUGUCUGAGGAACCCCAAUC